AUGGACGAUCAUAACGGAUUAUGGUGUUCACUUACUGCUACUUACAGUGGAUCUUGGGCUAACUGCGGUAAGGAACAGAAAGCAAAUAUUUUAAAUGUUCACAAAAAAAUUUAAAAAAACGUUUUUGUACCAAUAUACUUUAAAAUAUUUGUAUAUAACAGGAUUUAGCAUUAGCUUAUUUAUUUAGAUCAGUAAGUUAUCUGCUCAAGCGCAUUCAAAUGUAUUGCUGAAGAGAGCAUAAUUAUACUGUGAUAUCUGCACUUUGUCGCCCUAAGUGCUCAGUUUUUCUUUUAUAUAGGAGAUUUUUAUUACCGCGUUUUGAAUAUUGUAACUCUUAAUCAUUCGUAUAGGUAGAUAUUAUUAUUCAUUUCUCAAUAACCUUUAGACUUGACCAAUUAACUAUACUAAUAUAUGUAGUCUCCCGUUCUUAUUUCUAUUCUUUUUGAGAAUUUCGUAGCUCUUAGCAUGUAUAGUCUUAAUUUUUUUUAGCUUGUCAAACACUAAUAUCAUGAGCCUCGGGCUUGGGAGAUUGGGAGACCACUACCUAUGUCUCUGACGUUAAACUGAUUAACUUAUCUCAACCCCUUUAACUACCAAGAUCUCUUUAGUAAUUCUCCUUACUGUCUGCCAAAUGAUUCUCAUCAUGUUGGCUUGGAGAAUUUGAUAUCGGAUCAAUUUGAAAUCCCAUAAUUGAUGUUUUUCUUUAUUCUCAUCACUUGUCUGCAUGAUAUUGUAUAGAUAUAGUAAGGAGAAAUUCUGUUCUGGUCACUCACGGGAGUUAAAGGGUUAAUCAUAAGAAGAGAUACAACAAUACUUAAUUAUAGCAACUAGAUCUUGUCCGUUAGAUCUCGCUAUCAGAUUUCGGUCAUCAAAUAUCACAGACAUCCCAAGCUCAUGUCUCGAGAAAAUGCUUGCACACUUAACGUAUAUUCCUGAAAGCGUCACGCAUUGUGUGAUACGCGGUGUUAGGUUACGCGAGGAAUUGUUGAGAAUUUGAACCCAUUUUAAGGAAUAGUGUGGGGAAAAAAUAGAGUCGAUUAACAACGCUAAAUCUUCCGAAAUAUGAACAUUUUACUCGUAAAAUUAAGUAACUUACUCAUUACUUGUGUGUCCGUUAUGGUUUCUGGUGAUCUCUGCCGUUUUGGGGUUGCUUUGCCAUCGCUCCAAAACGGCAGAGAUCACCAGAAACCACGACGGACUCACAAUGAGUAAGUUUAAUUGAUCUUACGCGUAAAAUGUUUAUAUCUCGGAAUAUUUGGCGUUGUAAGUCGUCCGUAUUUCUUUUCCGAUACAAAUCCUCAUAACGGGUUCAAAUUCUCAGCGGUUCCUCUCACGUAGCCUAACACCACGUAGCACAACGCGUGACGCAUUCAAGCCGAAUAAAUACGUCCGCGUUCGAGACUAACCUUUCCCUUUUCUCGAGACAUGCCUGGGAACAUACGGUGUUAGGCCUAAACAGAUUCUUGCUAGUAUUGACAUCAAAUAGCUCAUUAAUUGAAAAAAAGUAUGAACCAGAUUAAUGAAGUGUUUUUUUUUGCUCCUUCACAGUCGGCCCUUGCUACAGGAGACCUUGUGAGAAUGGAGGAGUCUGUACAGAAACCAAAAAUGAUUCGUACAGCUGCGAGUGUGCCGUGGGAUAUUCUGGAGACAAUUGUGAAAUAGGUGCCUGCAUCACAAAUGUGAAUUGAACUAACAGUUGGUUCAAUGUUGUGUUAUUUCCUAUCCUCGGUAAUUUUUUGCCCUGGAUGAUUCAGCCCACACCUGGUAUCCUUUGAAUGGGGAAAUAGCAAGAUAUAAAUUGAAAUUUGCGUAGUUGGACAAAUUAGGUCUAUACCUUUAACUACGAAUCCUUGGACAGGAAAAAAAAUAUACUGUCACAAAUAAAUAUAUUGCUGCCAGUUUUGAUCUCAAAUAAUUCAAUCAUCUAAACAAAAGUAUGAAAGUUUCUAAUUUAGUGUAUUCUGUUACUCCGCAGUGGGCCCAUGCGCCGGGAAACCUUGUCAGAAUGGAGGAAUCUGCACCGAAAAUGGAAAUAAUUCGCGCAGUUGCCAAUGUGCCGUUGGAUACUUUGGAGAAAAUUGUGAAAAAAGUACAUACUAGAUUGUGGAUACUCUGUUGGAUACUCUGGAGAAAAUUGUGCAAAAAGCAUAUACUAGAUUGUGAACUGUGUGUGAACAGCUCAUGCAAUAUAGGAUAUAUUUCUUACCUUUAAUUUCUUUAACCAUCUUUUAAUUAUGAUCUUGAAAUAGUGCUAUGUGAGCUCUGCCCGGUGUGAUGGUGCAUUUGUACAAUGGAAGACUAACUCAAAAUUCUAGAUAAGUACUUCCUUAUCGAACCCCAUUAAGGCAUCCAUUCAGUGGAAAAGUGGUGCAUGAACCAGUAGUCGCACUGGGGUUUUGCUUUCAAAUUAACCUUAAAUAUACACCCAGAACGUAAAGGAAACUUUUCUGUUCUUCCAUAGAGUUGCCAUGCCCUCCUGGCAAAAAAACCGACGAUCCGCAAGGUGCCUGCUGUGUUUUCCCUUUUACCUAUGGAGGAACGACCUACAGCGCUUGUACGAUGGCCGAUCACAACCGAUUGUGGUGUAUAACUAAAGCUACUGGCAGUAGAUCUUGGGCUAACUGUGGUAAGGAACAGAAAGUCGCGAGUUUAAAUGCAUGCCAAAAAAAACAAACACUAUUGUAGUACUAUACCUCAAGAUAUUUGUUUUAAGACACUAUUUUCAGCCACAAUGGUAAGAAGAGGUGCAACAAUUGGAUUCUUAAAGCAUAUAGGUAUUGUCUGUUAGGUCUAACCGAUGAAUCAUUAGUCAUCAAAUAUGUUCUUUUGUUAGGCCAAAGAAGAUUGUUGCUAAUAUUGCUCUUAAAUAGUUCAUCCAUAGCCACAAAAGUAUGGCGGUGCUUAAUUGAGUGGUUUUUUUUUCUGUUCCAUCGCAGUCGGUCCAUGCGACAACAACCCUUGUCUGAAUGGGGGAGUCUGUACAGCAACCAGAAACGACUCGUAUACCUGCAAGUGUGCUUCAGGAUAUUCGGGAGGCAAUUGUGAAAUAGGUACAUGCGUAACGACUGUGAAUUCAGCUAACAGCCAUUUUAACGGUUUGAUCGCAAAUACCUCAUUCAUCCAAAUCAAACAAUGAACAUAUCUAAUUUAUGAUUUCUUGUCACUCCGCAGCGGGCCCAUGCGCCAAGAAACCUUGUCGAAAUGGAGGAAUCUGCACCGAAACAGGAAACAACUCCCGAAGUUGCCAAUGUGCCGUUGGAUACUCUGGAGAAAAUUGUGAAAAAAGUACAUACAGGCAUAUACUAGAUUGUGAACUGUGUGUGAACAGCUCAUGCAAUAUAGGAUAUAUUUUUUACCUUUAAUUUCUUUAACCAUCUUUUAAUUAUGAUCUUGAAAUAGUGCUAUGUGAGCUCUGCCCGGUGUGAUGGUGCAUUUGUACAAUGGAAGACUAACUCAAAAUUCUAGAUAAGUACUUCCUUAUCGAACCCCAUUAAGGCAUCCAUUCAGUGGAAAAGUGGUGCAUGAACCAGUAGUCGCACUGGGGUUUUGCUUUCAAAUUAACCUUAAAUAUACACCCAGAACGUAAAGGAAACUUUUCUGUUCUUCCAUAGAGCUGCCAUGCCCUCCUGGCAAAAAAACCGACGAUCCGCAAGGUGCCUGCUGUGUUUUCCCUUUUACCUAUGGAGGAACGACCUACAGCGCUUGUACGAUGGCCGAUCACAACCGAUUGUGGUGUAUAACUAAAGCUACUGGCAGUAGAUCUUGGGCUAACUGUGGUAAGGAACAGAAAGUCGCGAGUUUAAAUGCAUGCCAAAAAAAACAAACACUAUUGUAGUACUAUACCUCAAGAUAUUUGUUUUAAGACACGAUUUUUAGCCACAAUGGUAAGAAGAGGUGCAACAAUUGGAUUCUUAAAGCAUACAGGUAUUGUCUGUUAGGUCUAACCGAUGAAUCAUUAGUCAUCAAAUAUGUUCUUUUGUUAGGCCAAAGAAGAUUGUUGCUAAUAUUGCUCUUAAAUAGUUCAUCCAUAGCCACAAAAGUAUGGCGGUGCUUAAUUGAGUGGUUUUUUUUUCUGUUCCAUCGCAGUCGGUCCAUGCGACAACAACCUUUGUCUGAAUGGGGGAGUCUGUACAGCAACCAGAAACGACUCGUAUAACUGCAAAUGUAUCUCAGGAUAUUCGGGAGGCAAUUGUGAAAUAGGUACAUGCGUAACGACUGUGAAUUCAGCUAACAGCCAUUUUAACGGUUUGAUCUCAAAUACCUCAUUCAUCCAAAUCAAACAAUGAAAAUAUCUAAUUUAUGGUUUCUUGUUACUCCGCAGCGGGCCCAUGCGCUAAGAAACCUUGUCAAAAUGGAGGAAUCUGCACCGAAAUAGGAAACAACUCGCGCAGUUGCCAAUGUGCCGUUGGAUAUUCUGGAGAAAAUUGUGAAAAAAGUACAUACAGGCAUAUAGAUUUUACACUAUGUGGGAAUAAUUUAUGUAAUAUAGGAUAUUUUUUCUUACCUUUCAUUUUCCUUUUUUACAUCAUUUGAAUUAUGAUCUACUUGAAAUAGUGCUAUGUAAGCUCAAGCGGUGUGACGGUGCAUUUUUACAAUGGAACAUAAACUCAAAAUUCUAGAUAAGUACUUCCUUAUCGAACCCCAUUAAGGCAUCCAUUCAGUGGAAAAGUGGUGCAUGAACCAGUAGUCGCACUGGGGUUUUGCUUUCAAAUUAACCUAAAAUAUACACCCAGAACGUGAAGGACAUUUUUCUGUUCUUCCACAGAGCUGCCAUGUCCACCUGGCAAAAAAACCGACAAUCCGCAAGGUGCCUGCUGUUUUCUCCCUUUUACCUAUGGAGGAACGACCUACAACGCUUGUACCAUGGCCGCUCAUAGCCGAUUGUGGUGUUCUUUAACCACUACUUACAGUGGAUCUUGGGCUAACUGUGGUAAGGAAUAGAAAGUCCUGAGUUUAAAUGCAUGCCAAAUAAAAACCAACAAACACUUUUGUGAGUGUUAUUGAUGUUGUUGUUUUUUCUUCCACCGCAGUCGGUCCAUGCGACAACAACCCUUGUCUGAAUGGGGGAGUCUGUACAGCAACCAAAAACGACUCGUAUACCUGCAAAUGUGCUUCAGGAUAUUUAGGAGGCAAUUGUGAAAUAGGUACAUGGGUGACGGCUGUGAAUUCAGCUAACAGUUAUUUUAAUGUUUGAUCUUUUUCUAUCCUUGGUGUUUUCAAUACGGAGGGGUAAUCGCAGCUGCUGGAUAUGAAUUAGAUAUCAUCAUUUUUUGACUUAUACAGAGAAUGAAUACUUUUGUCACCACUAAACAGAUUCCUGAUUUGAUCUAAAUUACUUCAUUGAUUUAAACAAAAGAAUAAACAGCGGGCCCAUGCGCUAAGAAACCUUGUCAAAAUAAAGGAAUCUGCACCGAAACAGGAAACAAUUCGCACAGUUGCCAAUGUGCCGUUGGAUAUUCUGGAGGAAAUUGUGAAAAAGGUACAUACAGGCAUAUAGAUUGUGAACUGUGUGUUCACUCUCCAUCAAAACUGUGAUAGCGAACUUAAAAGCUGCCAUGCUGCAAAUGAUUUAUUAAUAAAGAGUAUGAUUGCAGUCACAAUUACGAAUUAAACAAAUUAACUACCAAUUGAUCAGACCGCAUUCACAACUAAAUAAUUGUUUACUCUGCGAAUACGCCACAACAGCGCACGCGAACAACUCGUACUGUCCAAUUGCACAGGUAUGAUGCAUCAACUGCCAUAAUACAUUGCCCAAGUAUAAAAUAAUUCAAAUAGUACGCGCGCUCUGAUUGGCCAUAAAACCAUUUUACAUGAGCGUAUGUAAACACGGUUUGCGUUCCUCUUUCAUUAGUUAUUUUAUAAAAGAAAUGUAAAAUGGUUUCCGUGUUUACAUAGCCUGAUGUAAACACGGAAACCAUUUUACAUUUCUUCAUUACAAGCAAGGCGCAUACUUCAUCCUCUUAGUGCUUGAAUCGGGCUGCUGGUAACCAAUCUCCUUCAAGAAUUUCAUUGUAGUUUUGUUUAAUAGAAGAAAUAACAAUAAUGAUAAUCCUAAUAAUAAUGAUCAUGACCAUGAUCUCAAUGCUAUCCCAAUAAACUUAUGGUGGAUAAAUCCUUCUUCCAAUCAGUUACUGUAGACGGGUGGAGGUCAGAGGGAUGCUUCAAAGUACUCAAGAAGGGGGAGAAAAUUGACUUUAAUGAAAGAUUCGCAGACUUCAAGGCCAUCGGAGAAAUGAAGUGCGAUGUUAAAACGGCGUUUGAACUUUGUAAAGUUGCAGCGGAGGAGAAAGGUUACGAGAUGUUUGGCGUCUUAGUGAGUACUUUCUUGGGUUAGCCUAAUUUCUUUCCGAUACGUAAAUGCUACAGAAAUUUUCCGCCACCAUUUUAUCUUAUCGCUUUUUAACGUAAUAUAUAUCUUCUCAUUAUGCCUAUGUAGAUUUUCUUUAACUUUCUUUCUUACGUACCCUUCUUCACUGAAAACGGAGGGUUUAAGAUUUUGUUGAAAUAGUUCCUUUUUACUCGAAGGAACAAGAAGUACUCUCCAAAAGUUCCGAAAGGUCUCGAGAGUAGCAGGCUCGUUAUCAUUUUUGAGGAAAUAGACAACAGCUUCAGUUUUAACUAACCCUGAAUCAAUUUAUCCCAAACAGUGAAAAAGGUUAAAUUUAAAUCGAGGAAAAUCCUUGGCUAUACAAAGUUAAGUUGAUGUGUAAGAAAUGGCAAUUGUUUAGUUUAGCCAAACGGAAAACUAUUUCAAAUUCUAGAUACAAAUUGCUUGGGUAGGAUUGUGUUCGCGUGGACAUUGGACAAGCGUUGCUUAAGCUAGCUGAUGCGCUAAGAUCCGUUUCAAAACUCGCAGCAUGAGAGGUUUCUUGAAUUGGCCAUUGUUUAGUUUUGGCGACCAUUAUUAUUCGUGGGCUGAAUACAAUGGUGUCGAACUCCGAGUCGAAGCGCGAUGUUUUCGAAAAGAACUUCGACUUAAAAUUUUAAAACUGUGAGGAUUAGCGGUUUUAGUUCACCAACUUUUAAAGUUUAACCGGGUUCUAUUGCAGGAAAGAUCCAUUCUCCAUUUCCCGCUCUUGAGUUUUUGAAAGCCAGUUCGAAUUUUUUUCUUAAAGAUCGCUUUUAAAUCGGCCCUUAUACUAAAAAGGUCCGGUUUUUUGGACAUUUUCAAAGGUGAAGGAAUAGACUUUAUACUUUCUCAAACUUCCUCUUUUUAAGCUUUAAUUAAAUUUAAAUAAAACCCUCCCUCCUUAAAAAUCUGCUCUUGAGUUUUUGACUUAUUGCCUCUGGCGAUAGGGAAAACGAGUUUUAUCAACGCUGCUGUGCUAAUUUUGGCCCUUUCUUCUCUUAUUAUGGGCUUUCAGGGUGCGAUCGCAUUCAAAUAUUCCCACAUCAGUGCUCCUAAAUACCUAUUCAUAAUCAUGUCAAGGCAUUCUGCGCAAUGAUGUGCUUUCGCGACUCUCCAGUCGCGAUAGCACACCAAAACAAAGUAGCAGACGGGUAAGGGGAAAGUAAGAACGCUUUAAUCCAGAACAAAAUCCCGCAACAAAGCAAGAACAACUGACAAAAAGUUGGGAAGUCUUGGGCUUCCAAAAAAAAGGUCAUGAAAAAGGUAUUGAAACGCAGAAAUCGGAAGUCCUCAACAAAAUUCUCUCGCAGUUUAUGUAAUAAUUCGUACGAAAGACAAGGAUUAAAUUACGAGCGUGUUGGCCUUCGUGUACUGGUUGCGCUAUUUAGCCAAUUGCAACUGAGAAAGAGGGUGAACACUCAAUUAUUCCUAAGAGAAAAUUUAAAAGCUAGACGCAAAUUCGUGCGCGAAAACGCCAGCGACUCUGGCAACAACACAAAUGCAAGCGGCUGUACCAGUGACCCAUGAACAAGGCUAGGAGAGAACAGAGUCCAAUUUUGCAUGUGUAUUAUUGACAUGUAAUCACAUGAAUAUUUUCUCGUAUUAUUUGGGAUAAAUCAGCACUUGAAAGUUUUUCUAAGACAAUAAUUUUCAUUCGCCCUUCGGGCUUGAGCAGUUUGGUGAGCCUUUGAAAAAUUUGCUUGUGCUGAUUUAUCCCAAAUUGCACUCGGAAUCAUGUGAUUACCUAUACAAACUAACUGGUAUAAGAACAAAAUAUAACUUGACGAUGCAAAGUUAAAAAGAGUUUCGAAUUAACUUAAUACAAAGUAAGAUUUAGUCUAAGAUGGAUUGCUUAUCUCUCUCCAACCCAUUUGGCUGACCAGACCCGCAACAAAAACAGUCCUCAGACUUUCAUAACCAUAAUAUGUGCAGCCACCUUUUUUUUCAAUAACUCUACUUAUGCCCUUUCAGUUUCAUAUUCGCUCAGAUGAUGAAUCUACCACGUCAUUGAUCGUUUUCGUUAUUUCCUAGACAUCAAGUCUCACUUCCACCUUUCAAAAUCGCUUAUAUUUUUGUUGUGUAAGAUCCUACCCUCAGUGGACUCCGGGCGUGCAUGGUACGUCUUUUUUUGUUCUUCAGUUUGCCUAAUUAGCAAAAUAAACCGCGUAAACUUUUCCUUUCCUCAGGGUGUUAGAGAAAUGAAGACAGGGAGAAGCUGA
Pocillopora meandrina is the source of this 8568-nucleotide messenger RNA. The record is from the annotation of a GenBank genome assembly. Lineage: Eukaryota; Metazoa; Cnidaria; Anthozoa; Scleractinia; Pocilloporidae.